Molecule: messenger RNA, 1768 nt
Organism: Papaver somniferum (opium poppy)
Lineage: Eukaryota; Viridiplantae; Streptophyta; Magnoliopsida; Ranunculales; Papaveraceae
Product: calmodulin-binding transcription activator 5-like
Exons: 6
Coding region: 658-1428 (256 amino acids)
Biological process (GO): regulation of transcription by RNA polymerase II
Cellular component (GO): nucleus
Molecular function (GO): double-stranded DNA binding; transcription coregulator activity; protein binding
Source: RefSeq, a predicted model, not a curated record
AUGUUUUAAAGAUAAGAGAUGUUUUAAAGAUACGAAACCAUUUAGUUACCUUUUCCUGUUUUUCACCGUGGCGAAAGAGAUAGACAGUGGCGCAGUGCUAAAUCCAGUCUUGAUCGAGCAGAACUGUUAGAAAAUGGAAGGUAGAAUUAUUGAUAGAGAGGAAAGGGAAGCGACGAAGGCUGUGGAAGCAAACGAGAUUAAAAUUUAUAACGAUAUGCGUACAAUUGAAAUGCAGGAGGAGCAUAAGAGACGAUGAACGAUAUAAGCAAAUCUUUUGCAUCACCAGUAUCACCAAUAAUACUGCUUCAAUUUACGGAAGAGAGAUUGCAAUAGCUGGUCGCUUCCUUGAUAAGCAGCAGGAUUUUGACUGGAGCAAAAGUCAGUUCUUUAUUGUAAUUGGGAAGAGAAGUCACCGUGCUUUAUGCCUUGGAGAGUGGGUGUUCUCUUGUACAGCAAUGUUUCGUGUACCUGGAACAGUAUAUUUUUAUUUGAGUCUUGAUGGCAGGACACCCAUUAGCCAGAUCCUGAAAUUUGACUAUCUCUCAAGUCUCAACUCCAACUAAUCCGGAACUGUUCUCUACAGUUGUGGGGUUUCGCCAACAACUAUGUCUUGCUUACCUGCUCCACUCAGAAACUAAAAAUUUGAUUGAUCAGCCGAUGCCGGAGUCAUGUGUCCCUUCAUCUUUUCAGGAUAAAAUUCUGCUCGAGCGCAUAUUGCAUUUCUGCAAACGCACCAAAACUGCCACCUUCAUUCGCUUAAUCCAAAAUCAUGGGUUCCCAUUGAUCCGUGGCGAAAGUUUGUACUUGAGGUUUCUUUUGGAGCAAAAGCUAAGGGAAUGGAUUUCCGAGAGACUGGAAAAGGGAUGUACGACAGGUACCCAUAAUAUUCAAGGUUUACAAGUAAUCCAUAUGCUGGCUAUCUUGGGUUACAGGUGGCUAAUUCGGAUGUACUCUGAAUUGGGAAGAGGAAAGCUGUCGUUGGAUAUUGAAGAUGUAGCAGGCUGGACAGCUCUUCACUGGGCUGCAUUCUUCAACAGGAAUCUGACGGCUCAGCUUCUUUUAGACAUGGGAGCAAAUCCAACAUUGGUUACUAGGCGAACUAUAGAAUUCCCCAACGGAUUGACUGUUGCUGAAGUCGCAUGGAAAAAUGGUCAUCACGAACUAGCGGCUCAUCUUGCUAAUAUCAGUGAGGAGUACUUACACCGGAGCAAUGCAGCAGCCCUAGAUGCUUCAUCCAGUCAGGUUCAGUUGGAUACAGAAAAUCACACUGAAACGGGUGGUAACUAUAAAUCAGGCAAGAAGAGGUUCCCUGAUUAUUCUGUGUGUGGCCAGGCUGUUAAAAUUCAAGCUGCUUUCCGAGGCUUCAGGGCAAGAAAACAUUAUGCUGGAAACCAGUCGAUAGAAGCUACCGCAGGGGAAGCAAGUUAAUGGAACAUGGAGUGGAGCUAUAAAUUGCCGUAGAGGUAUAGACAUCUGUCUCUAGAAUGAGGGGUAUCACACAGAAUAGAGUUCCCCAUUACAAGCUGUAAAUUUCAUUUUAGUUGUACACAGAAGAUAACGCUACUUGCAGACUUGCAGUCACUGAUUCAAGAAAAGGAAAAAAACUAGUUUCCUAACAAGACCAAGCCCGUGAUAAUACAUUGUCCCAUGGGCUUGGACCAAUAGCAAGAAAGUUCCUAGGCCUUAGUUUAACAGGAUUCUUUCACAGUCAGAGAGUCAUGUCUCCAUGAUCCCUGUAGUAUAAAUAUAUAUCUUACUUUAUCGUCAA